CCUUCCUUUCCCAUUCUCCCUCUCCCUCUCCCUCUCCCUCUCCGUUGCCUUUCGGGUUUCAAUUGGCCGAAUUGAACCCGCAACAUGCUUCACCACUUCCCCCUCCUCCUCCUCCCCCUCCUCCUCCGCGUCUCCUCCAUCGCCAGCAGCGACGGCGGCGACGCCUACGAGGUCCUCCGCUCCCAUGGCCUUCCCAUCGGCCUGCUCCCCAAGGGCGUCCAGGACUUCCGCAUCGACGCCGACGGUCGCUUCGAGGUCCGCCUCCCCUCCCCCUGCACCGCGAAGUUCGACGGAGAGGUCCUCUACAACGCCACCGUCUCCGGUACCAUCUCCCCCGGCCAGAUCGCCUCCCUUUCUGGCAUCGCUGCCCAGGACCUCUUCCUUUGGUUCUUAGUCCGCGCCAUCCGCCUCGACGACCAGGCCUCCGGCAUCAUCCACUUCGACGUCGGGGUCGUCGACAAGCGAUUCGCCCUCUCCCUGUUCGAGACCCCGCCGGACUGCGCCCCCGUCUCCGCUGACUACCUUCCCCGAGAGGGCUCGCGCAUAGCUGCCCACGUCGACGAGAGUCAAUCAGCUGAGCUCCGCUACAAGCUCGAUCAUCCCGACUUUGGGGAGACGACCAUCUGAAACAAGCAACGCCAUAUAUCUUCAAUUCUUCAUCAGUAAAAAGGUCACGCCUGCUUGGUUUUAGCUUGCUAAUCUGUGUGCUUGUAGAGCUUCACAGUCUCAAGCUGCAAGGCUGAACCUUUUUAUAAAAUUUCCAUUGAAUCUCGGAGUUACCAUCUGAGAUUCAAUGUAAGAUGGAUCAUAUAGCAUCCAAUGUUGGUAAGAGAGUCUGGGAUGAUACUUUUUCCAACUGAUCAAUCAUGCUAAUGCUUAUAUGAUAUCUAUUAUUGGCAUCGAUCAUAAUGUUUUGAUCAUGCCAGUAGUAUAGUUCAUAUGCAUGCAGUGAAAUCUGGAGUUUCUUUGCUGCAAAAUAUCUUUCUUGCUGUGUUGUGAUUAAUGUCCUACUCAUGUAAUUUUGUAAUAUUUAAGGAUUUGUGGGAACAUAAAGGUUCUCUUGGUUGAGAGAUAAACAGCUCUUCAGUAGUAGUAGUGUUCUUCAUUUUCUUUCAAAUCAGGUUCACCAACCUAACUAUCUUAAUGACUGUCUCAACAAAAAAGAUGCGAGUCCGAUUUCAUUUGACAAGCACUGCAGACUUGUGCAACUCAUCUGUUCAAGAUCUUCUAAUGGGACACUUUAAAACUGGUGAGGUAUGAAACAGGAUUCAACUGAUCCUGUUUUAUCUAAUUGAAUGUGUGAGAAUGUCAGGGAUGGAAUUCAUAGAACAUGUGGCUUUGCUUAAUGGCGUUUUGCAGGAGUUCAAACAUUAUUUGCAUGGAGGAGCCUUUAUCUCUAGUGAACUUCAGUGAGUGUCUCAAUUCAGAUGCUUUAACAAUUGUUCUUGUGCAGUUUUGUUUGGACUGAUUCUGUGGAACAGCAUCUGGAAAUUGAAGAGUUUUAAGUUUUAGUUUGAACCUGUGGACCUCUCAAAGGACAGACAACUCAAAUGUCACUUUACUUUUCGUAAAGGAGGAUUGGGAAACUGGAGUUGACUAGUAGUGAAUAUGAAGAUGCAGUGCCUUUUGGAGCUCCAAAUCUAUGAGAAACCUCACUCCUGAAUCAUGAUGAACACCAGCAUGGAGUGCCCACCUGAAUGCUUCAAGUCAACUUCAAAAAUAAUAGAUUGCUGGGGCAAUCUCAAGUGCCUUUAAUUGUGUAGCUUUUUCUAUGGCAUUUUGCAGAAGUUCAUUAUUGAUACGUGGUAACUUUGAUUUUGCAUAAUGUGGAUGCUCUACCCCUUUUAAAGAUUA
Zingiber officinale is the source of this 1854-nucleotide messenger RNA. RefSeq lists its product as uncharacterized. The record is from RefSeq and is a predicted model, not a curated record. The transcript has 2 exons. NCBI's taxonomy places the organism in Eukaryota, Viridiplantae, Streptophyta, Magnoliopsida, Zingiberales, Zingiberaceae. Bases 85 to 627 code for a protein of 180 amino acids.